Messenger RNA from Harpia harpyja (harpy eagle), 1600 nucleotides. RefSeq names its product maestro heat-like repeat-containing protein family member 7. The record is from RefSeq and is a predicted model, not a curated record. Bases 167 to 1600 code for a protein of 477 amino acids. The transcript is spliced from 12 exons. Gene Ontology annotation, cellular component: cytoplasm. Lineage: Eukaryota; Metazoa; Chordata; Aves; Accipitriformes; Accipitridae.
GGCACCGGGCUGGGGCCAGAGGGGCUCUGCCAGCCCCGCCGACCAGUGCCAGGUCUGCUGGCACUGGGUGCUGGCGGCUGACAGGUCCCAUCCUGGCUGCGCUCUGCAGGUGCUGCUGAAAGAGGAGCCCAGGGAUCACCUGCGCACGGCAGUGCGGCAGCAAGCCAUGCUUGCCAUCUCUGCCUUGAGCUCAGUGGAGAUGGUGCCGGAGCACCAAAAGAUGCGCCUCUUAAACGCCUGCUUCAGCAGCGUCUUCUGCCUUCCUCCAAAAGAGGACAUGCAGGGCUUGGACACUUCCCUCUACCACGAGACCCUGCACGCCAUGGACUGCAUGCUGCAGACAUUGGUACUCAGCUCUCCUGCCUCCAGACUCAGCCAGGAGCUGCAGAGAAUCUUGCAGAUGCUGCUGACCUUCACCAAGUCCCAGAGCGCGGCGGUGCGCGAGAGGGCCGUGAGGAGGAUUGGGAUGCUGAUCUAUUUGAUGGCCAGAUAUUCCUCACUGGAGGCCUGGCACCCCUUUGGAAGAGAGGAGGACUGCCCUGCCUGCUACAGAGGCUUCCAUAUCCCCAAGCUGGGACAGCUGCUGGGACAUCUCAUCCUUCUCAGCUCUUGCAAGGACAAAGACACCAGCUGUGCCGCCUUGGAUGCUCUUUACUUCCUCUUGAUAUUCCUCCUGCAGCAAAGAUGCAGUGCGCGGCCAGAGGAUAGUCCACAGCACCAAAGCGUGUGGGGAGCUGCCGGCACCUCCUGUCUUUCUUUGCACAGCACCGGGGACUUGACCAAGGCGUUUGGAAAAUACCUCAAACCUGAGGAGAAGACAGAUGUCAUCCUCACGGCCAUCAAGGCCAUGACAGACACCAGCACUUCUGACAAGGAGGGGGCCAGCAGCAUGCUGGAUGAGGCCAUGAAAGACCCUGACUCCUGGCUGAUGGACGUGCCAAAGAUCAUGGGCAGCAUCCACAAAAACCUGGAGCACAUCUGCACGGAGCCAGCCAGGCACAGCAUAGACUCACUCCUUCUCCUGCUGACCAGCCAGUACCCCAGCGAAGUGGUCAUAAGCCUGUUGAAGUACUCUAAACUAGCUGACAGUGCUGCCCUGGCCGUGUGGAAGGUGUUGUUCUCCCUGCUCCAGCCUUUGGAGAAGGUCUUGAGGGAGCUGCACAGAGAAUACUGGAAGCGGCGGAUCCACAUGCUGUUUGGCACCAUGACAGGGGACAGCAGCAUCUUCUGCCUGGCCAUAAUCGCCGCCAGCAACCUUCCAUCAGAGACCUUUGCUGCCGCGGCCCGUUUCUGGCGGUCUUUGAGGGAUGAGAGCCUGGAGGUGAUCUCGCUGGUGCUCCAAGGCCUCAUCACGCUGUCGCAGAGACGCGAGAUGGCAAGAAAAAUGAAGGUCCUGCUGGAAGACAUUCUGAAGACCCUGCAGUAUGCCAGUGAAGAUAUCCAGAUGAAGGCCCUGCUUGUCUUCAGAAACAUACUGGGUCAUAUGACGAGGGAGGAGGCCAGUCCCAUUGCUCUGAAGCUGGCAGUGAAGCUCCCGCCGCUCUUCAGCAACCCCAGCAUGGCUUCUCCCGGACAAGUUGAUGCCUCCGGGCGACCUUGA